GGCGGCCCGGGAGACACGCGCCGGCCUGACCCUAUGCGGUGACUCGCGCGGCGCAGGCGCCUCCUGCCCCGCCGGCGGGGCCCGGGCUCCCCGCGGCGGGAUGUUCUCCCGAAGGAGCCACGGGGAUGUGAAGAAGUCCACGCAGAAGGUGCUGGACCCCAAGAAGGACGUGCUGACCCGCCUGAAGCACCUGCGGGCGCUGCUGGAUAACGUGGAUGCAAGUGAUCUUAAGCAGUUUUUUGAGACCAACUAUUCUCAGAUAUAUUUCAUCUUCUAUGAAAAUUUUAUAACACUGGAAAAUAGUUUGAAAUUAAAAGGGAAUAAUAAGUCACAAAGGGAGGAGCUGGACUCCAUCCUCUUUCUUUUUGAAAAAAUACUGCAGUUUCUACCUGAACGAAUUUUCUUUCGAUGGCAUUACCAGAGUAUAGGCUCAACGUUAAAGAAGCUUCUACACACUGGAAAUUCUAUUAAGAUAAGAUGUGAAGGAAUCAGGCUGUUUCUCCUGUGGCUCCAAGCACUUCAGACAAACUGUGCAGAAGAGCAGGUGCUGAUCUUUGCUUGCCUGGUGCCCGGUUUCCCAGCCAUCAUGUCAUCCAGGGGCCCCUGUACACUGGAGACACUCAUCAAUCCCGGCCCCAGCGCAGCUGACGCAAAGAUAUAUCCAGAAGAAAUCACGCCACUCCUGCCAGCCAUAUCAGGGGAAAAGAUCACUGAGGACCAAACAUGCUUUUUUCUUCAAAUACUGUUGAAAUAUAUGGUUACUCAGGCCGCAAGCUUGGAGUGGAAGCACAAGGAGAAUCAAGAGACUGGUUUUAAAUUUCUUUUUACAUUGUUUAGAAAGUAUUACCUUCCUCAUUUGUUUCCAUCAUUUACCAAGUUAACGAACAUCUACAAGCCUGUGCUUGACAUCCCCCACUUGAGACCAAAGCCCGUGUAUGUUGCUACAACUCGAGACAGUGGGAACACUUACAGCACAAAAACCCCAUACAUGGCAGCUCGCGUUGUUUUUAUUAAGUGGAUCGUGACUUUCUUUUUGGAAAAAAAGUAUCUAACUGCAACACAAAACGCUAAGAAUGGAGUUGAUGUAUUGCCCAAAAUCAUUCAGACCGUCGGGGGUGGAGGUGCGGUGCCGGAGCGGGCGCCAGAGCUGGACAGCGGCGGGGCGACCGAGCAGGACAGAAGCCACUCGGACAGCGGCACCUUGUCCGAGCGCCGGCUCAGCAGCUGCAGCGUCUGUGGCGUUGAGGAGGAGCACCGCGCCGUGUACGAGAUGGUCCAGCGCAUCCUCCUGUCCACGCGUGGCUACAUCAACUUCGUGAACGAAGUGUUCCGCCAGGCAUUUUUGCUGCCUUCCUGUGACAUAGCUGUAACCAGAAAAGUAGUUCAAGUGUACAGAAACUGGAUCCUCCAGGACAAACCUGUGUUCAUGGAGGAACCAGACAUAAAAGAAGUUGCCCAAGAAGAUGCUGAAAAAUUAGAAUUUUCAGAGACUGAUAAGAAGCAGACCUCAUCUGAAAGUUCUGGUCACAAGCGAUCUUCCAGUUGGGGACGAACUUAUUCCUUCACGAGUGCUGUGAGCAGAGGGUGUGUGACCGAAGAGGAGAAUAAAAACGUGAAGGCUGGGGCCCAGGCUAUGCUGCAGGUAUUUUUGACAAACGCUGCAAACGUCUUCUUGCUGGAACCGUGUGUGGAAGUUCCCAUGCUCUUGAAGGAGCAAGUUGAUGCGUGUAAAGCUGUUCUGAUGUUUUUUAGGCGCAUGAUAAUGGAGCUUACAAUGAAUAAGAAGACAUGGGAACAGAUGUUGCAAAUACUACUCAGGAUAACAGAAGCUGUCAUGCAGAAGCCAAAGGAUAAACAAAUAAAGGACUUGUUUGCCCAGAGCUUGGCAGGGUUACUGUUUAGGACGCUCAUGGUGGCCUGGAUCCGCGCAAACCUCUGCGUGUACAUCUCUCGGGAGCUCUGGGACGACUUCCUUGGGGUGCUGUCCUCCCUCACAGACUGGGAAGAACUCAUCUACGAGUGGGCCAGCAUCAUGGACUCCUUGACGGUGGUGCUUGCCAGGACCGUGUACGGAGUUGAGAUGACAAACCUACCUCUGGACAAAUUAAGUGAACAGAAGGAGAAGAAGCAGCGAGGCAAAGGCUGUGUUCCAGAUUCUCAGAAAGGAACCACCGUGGGGAGAUCCUUUUCUCUGAGCUGGCGGAGCCACCCCGAUGUGGCCGAGCCCAUGAGAUUUAGGAGUGCCACCACAUCCGGGGCGCCGGGAGUCGAGAAAGCGAGAAACAUCGUCCGCCAGAAAGCAACCGCUAAGCGAAGCCAGUCUGUCAGCAGCUGUGCCCACCUCUCUGAGGCUUUGCCCGCCACUAAAAGCGUCCCGCUUCUCCUCCACACCGUGAGCGCUCUCUUCCCUGGUCUAUCUUACACCUCUUGCUCUCACAGGCUGUCAGAAGUGGAAGAAUGCCCGCAGCCGGAAAAUGCAGCUGCAGCCGAAUCCGGCCCCCUGGCAGCAGCCGAGCAGCAGCCAAUGGUUCGGAGCAGCAGCAGCCCUGACGUCACGGAGCCACUGUGCUCAGAGGCCCCUCCGGGUCAAAAGGUAGAAAAUGCACAGAAUGCGAGUUCUUCAGAGCCCAGGCCUGUUCAGGAGAACAAAGGACAUGAGAAGAAAGAACAUGAAGGAAUAACAAUCUCAGUACGAAGAAGCAGCAGCCCCGCUGAAUUGGAUUUGAAAGAUGAUUUGCAGCAGACGCAAGGGAGAUACAGGGGGAGACAGAAGAGUGACAGUGUCAGCAGUGACCCUGCUCUGGGCUGCAACACCGAGGCAGAGCUGUCCCUGAGCCCGUGGCAGAUCUGCGAGGAAGACCCGGAACUGAGCACGCCCACGGAUGCUGUGACUGACUCCGAUGCCCGCCACUGGUUACAACUCAGUCCCACGGAUGCUUCCAACCUCACAGAUAGCAGCGAAUGCCUUGCUGAUGACUGUAGUAUAAUCGCUGGGGGGACCCUCACGGGUUGGCACCCAGACUCGGCCGCCGUGUUAUGGCGAAGAAUCUUGGGAAUCCUCGGAGACGUGAAUAAUAUCCAGUCACCCAAGAUCCAUGCCAGAGUGUUUGGCUAUCUCUAUGAACUCUGGUACAAGCUAGCGAAGAUACGGGAUAACCUAGCAAUAAGCCUGGAUAACCAGUCUUCUCCGUCUCCUCCCGCCUUGAUCCCACCCCUCAGAAUGUUUGCAUCAUGGCUAUUUAAGGCGACAACGCUGCCCGAUGCAUAUAAGGAAGGCAAACUCCAAGCCUACAAGCUGAUCUGCGCCAUGAUGACCCGACGCCAGGACGUGCUGCCCAACUCGGACUUCCUGGUGCAUUUUUACCUCGUCAUGCACCUGGGACUAACCAGCGAGGACCAGGAUAUUUUAAAUACCAUUGUAAGGCACUGCCCACCCCGCUUUUUCUCCCUGGGUUUGCCCGGCUUCUCCAUGCUGGUGGGGGACUUCAUCACGGCCGCCGUCAGGGUCCUCAGUGCAGACACGCUGGCGGCCCCUCGUUUGGAAGCUCUCACCAUUCUCGGGUCUCUGGUCUGCUUUCCCAACACGUACCGCGAGAUCCCUCUGUGGCAGCCGGUGCCCGAAGUUACUGAAGUCACCAGGGGAACGGAAGAUGUCAAGCACUACCUCAUAAGUAUUUUACUGAAGAAUGCCACAGAGGAACCAAAUGAGAGUGCAAGGUGCAUUGCCAUUUGCUCCCUGGGCGUCUGGAUCUGUGAAGAGCUUGCACAGGGCACGAACCAUCCUCAGCUGAGAGAGGCCGUCAACGUGAUAGGCGUCACUUUGAAGUUUCCUAACAAAAUCGUGGCCCAGGUAGCUUGUGAUGUGCUUCAGUUGCUGGUUUCCUACUGGGAAAAGCUUCAGAUGUUUGAAACCUCUCUGCCUCGGAAAAUUGCAGAAAUCCUCGUGGCCACGAUUGCUUUUCUUUUACCAAGUGCAGAGCACUCCUCAGUGGAAGCAGACAAGAAGUUCCUCGUGUCCCUGCUGCUCUGCCUCCUGGACUGGUGCAUGGCGCUGCCGGCGGGCACCCUCCUCCACCCCGUGUCCACGGCGGCCCUGGACGAGCAGCCCGCGGCCCGGACCCCCUUGCUGGAUUACAUCUACAGGGUUCUGCACUGCUGUGUUUGCGGCUCAAGCACUUACACCCAGCAGAGCCGCUACACCCUGACCCUGGCUGACCUGUCAUCCGCGGAUUACGACCCCUUCCUCCCACUGGCAAACGUGAAGAAUUCUGAGCCGGUCCAAUUUCAUUCAUCAGCAGAACUGGGCAACCUGCUUACUGUCGAAGAGGAGAGGAGGCGAAGGAGCGUGGAGCUGAUCCCGCUGACUGCGCGCAUGGUGAUGGCACACCUGGUGAACCACCUGGGACACUUCCCCCUGCACGGGGGCCCCGCCGUGCUGCACAGCUUGGUCAGUGAGCACCACGACAACACACAUGCCGACGCUGCCGAGCUCUCCCCCGACGUGUUCAGGAGCCCGAACCUGCAAUUGUUUGUGUUCAACGAUAGCACCCUCAUCUCCUACCUGCAGACACCCGCGGCGGGUCCUCCCGGCGGGUCGCCAGAGGGCGCCCCCUCGGACGUGAGAGUGAUCGUGAGGGACAUCUCGGGGAAGUACUCCUGGGACGGGAAGGUGCUCUAUGGACCUCUGGAAGGCUGCUUAGCCCCAAAGGGCAGAAGUCCCUCGUUCCUGAUCUCGGACUGGCAUCACCAAACACCUGGACCUCAGAGGGAUCUUUCUCAGACUGAGGACGGGGAGGACGUCCUCAACAAAUUACUUGAAAACAUUGGCCACACAAGUCCCGAAUGCCUUUUACCGUCACAGCUCCAUCUCAACGAGCCUUCCCCACCCCCGUGUGGAAUGAACCGUGCCCAAGAGAAGGAAAUCACCGAGAUCCUCCUGCGCCAGAGCGCACAGGAAGAUGAGUAUGUCCAGAGGUGCGACUUGGACGUGGCCAUGAAGGUUGCCAGCCAGGAGCCGCCAUCACCGGUGGAGCCCCGGGGAGCCUUUUACUUCUGCAGGUUGCUGCUCGAUGACUUGGGAAUGAAUUCUUGGGACAGAAGGAAGAAUUUCCAUCUGUUGAAGAAAAAUUCAAAAUUAUUGAGAGAGCUAAAAAAUCUGGACUCCCGACAGUGCCGUGAAACGCACAAAAUCGCCGUGUUUUACGUUGCUGACGGCCAAGAAGACAAGUGCUCGAUCCUUUCCAAUGAAAGAGGAAGCCGAGCGUACGAAGACUUUGUUGCUGGACUGGGAUGGGAGGUGGACCUCUCAACCCACUGCGGGUUCAUGGGCGGACUUCAACGCAACGGCAGCACAGGCCAGACUGCCCCCUACUACGCUACCUCGACCGUGGAAGUGAUUUUCCACGUUUCAACUCGGAUGCCAUCAGACUCAGAUGAUUCGCUCACCAAAAAGCUCCGUCACUUGGGGAAUGACGAGGUCCACAUCAUCUGGUCUGAACACUCCCGGGACUACCGCAGGGGGAUCAUCCCCACCGCCUUCGGAGACGUUUCAAUCAUCAUCUACCCCAUGAAGAAUCACAUGUUCUUUAUCGCGAUAACGAAGAAACCCGAGGUUCCAUUUUUUGGGCCCCUGUUUGAUGGAGCAAUCGUGAGUGGGCAGCUCCUGCCAAGCCUUAUCUGUGCCACUUGCAUCAACGCCAGCAGGGCCGUGAAGUGCCUCAUCCCCCUCUACCAGAGCUUCUACGAGGAGAGAGCUCUGUAUCUCGAAGCAGUAAUCCAGAACCAUCGCGAAGUCAUGACGUUUGAGGAUUUCACAGCCCAGGUCUUCUCCCCGUCUUCCAGCUACUCCGUCAGCGGAACUGAUACGUAAAGGCCUCGGCGCGGUAUUUGUACAAGGGCCCUGGCCGCCAGGCUGAGCCUCCUACACGGUGCCUCUCGGGGAGUGUGAGACGGCUGAGAGUCCCCCACUUCCCACCCGAAUCCCCAAACCCAGACUCCGGGAACAUCGCUGCCCUGCUGGUGCCCUCAGCCGGUCUCCCCAUUCACCGUCUUCUGAAGUUGAAGAGGAAUCCCACCGAAAUGCUGUGGAUCGGACUUUCAAACUAGGCGGUGGCAUCUCAGGAACCCUGGGCUUCGAAAGAAGAAAAGAAAAAGUCGCCAACAACCGGAGACUCGCCCACUGUCACGCGGUGCCGGUGGGGCUGCCCUAGCAGAGGAAAAAGGAGAAGGUUCCGGGCUUUCCGGGAGGGCGGGGGGCAGCUGACUCUGUCUGCCGGUCGUUUAUAAACCCAUCAUGUCUCACCGAGGGGCCGGUUGUUGGAGGAAUGUUCCCUGCCUUGAUUUUGCUCAUUCUUCUUCUGUUAGGAUUUAUGGUUAGUCCAGAAUUUCAUCAUCAUGGAAAUUGGCUUUCCCUAGAGUCUCGAGCCCGGGAGAAGUUUUAUCUCCGUUGCUGUGUGUAUUCCACCUGGUUCCUGAUGCCCGCUAACUGGGGAGAGGUUUCCUGCCCCUGGCCCUGCUGGAGGCCCUCCAGGUGAUGAUGAUGAAGCUUCUAUCACAGAGCGCUCAGGUGAUUCUAGAAACACAGGGUCCUGUCCCCGCAAAGCUCCCUUCCAGGCACCUCCGAAGGCUUUGCCCUGUGGUGCCCAGCCGGCAGGGGCCUCACACACGUUUCCUGACACACAGAGCUUUAGGGUGACAGAUCCCGAGCGGAGGGUGUGUGAUCCCUACUUUGUACCCAUUUGCCUCCCCAAGGAAGGCCUGUUGCAUCUUUUUUAAAAAAAAAAAAAAAGAAAGAAAGAAAGAAAGCCCCACCUUCCGUCUGGGGUCGGUGUGUUGGGUGCAGGCCCUCUGCUUGUCAUCUAGGCCCUCGGACCAUCUGCGGAGUAAGCCCAGGGCUCAACAGGGGAGCCGCCAGCUAAGGGCUUGGAAAGGUCUCCGUGCAGGUGCUUCCCCACCUCUCCACUCUUGCCCUCACCUGUGCACACCCCCAGCCUACCUUGGCCACCUUCCCGCUGAGCCCACUCUCCCGCAGAGCUGCCGUUUCCCCUGACCACCCAGGUCCAGGUGGCUGGGCUGGUACCCGACGUUGGCAGGAGAGGUGGGCAGACCCGGGAGCCAGCCUUGGUGUGGGGACAGUGGAGAAAGGCUUUCCUGGAAGGAGGGGACUUCUAAUUCUCAAGGGAGCGUGUUCUUCUGUUUUACAGAGGAUUGCAGGUAGGACUUGAGGCCAGGCCCACAGAAAGGGGGAGCUCGAGCACCGCUGGGACCCGAGAGAACCAGGUUCAUUCCAAACAGAGGCCGUGCUCUGGGCCGGCCUGUAAACGGGGCCGAUUUGUUGCUUUAUUGGGGACUUAGUGGCAACAUAAAGGGUGACCGGAAGUGACAGCCUUUUCUGCUGUGUUAGCAGCUGUCACGAUUCUUAUCUUCCUGGGCACCCCCUCCCCGACCUUAAGUGAUGUGGGCUGUCUGCUUGGUGUGCUUUGGCCCACGUGGCUCUGGACUCAGCACGCUCGCCGCUGCUCCGUGGUACCUCAUUCCUGCGGGAAGGGCAUCCCAUGCUCCUGGGCUCCCGAGUACCACGGAAGCUCUAGCUUCUGGGAGAAUGUGUCACCUUCAGGCUCUAGAAUAACCCUGUUGCAGAAUUCUUGGAUUUAGUCAGUGUCAGGAUUCAGAAUCGUAUUGAACCCCCCCCCGGACUCUUGCACCGUGAUUCCACUUCAUCUCCAGGAACCAGUCCUGACCUGGAGUGGGAAAUCCGGUUGUAGGUAGCAAAUAGGUAGACCUUCCUAUAAUCCCUCAUGAUCUUUGGCAGCCCCGUGGCCCUAGAGGACAGCCAGAAGUUCUAUGGCUCUUAGCAGUAACAGCUUUGGUUUGGAGAUUUGGAACCGGGAGACAGGAACCCUAGCGACCAGUUUUGCUUGCACUCACAUGCACUUGAAUCGUUCAUGUUAUUUGGGGUGGAAAAUUGAAAUGAUCAAGUUUUUUUUUUUUUUUUUCACUUAGAAAAGCAAAUAUCGAGCUUCUGUAAUAAAUGCCUUUCAGCAAAAUUGCCGAGGAUCACUCAUCCGGUGGGGACCCCACCGGAGUCACAGUGCUGACUCGUCACUUCAGUAGGUCAGCCAUCUGUAAACAGAAGUGGCCCUAAGCGGCCCAAAAUAGAUAAGACUUGCUGGCUUCCAGGCAGGGCCAGGCCAGUCCCCUCACUUCUCUGCACGCUGAUUUCCAUCUGAAGCAAAGAUGUUGUUCUAUAGUCUCACUGAGUAGGUUUUUGUCCUUAAAAAAAUAGUAAUUCCACAAAAUGAGGACAUUUGAAGUGGUAAAACCUUAAGUAGACAGACAGCAGUGGGGACGUGUAGCUCGGGUAAGCGACUGUCACAGCGUCUUCCUGCGGUUACGGCUGCAGUUCCCGACGGCCGCUGGGAAGGAGGGGGUUUCAGCCUGACUCUAUGAGCGAGGCCGGCUUAUGGGACCUUAGCCUUACCAACAAGAUCCUGUGGCUCGGCAGACAAUGCAAAUCACGUCUUCCCGACCUUCCUCAGGUGUGACCACUUCGUUCACUGUCCUAUCUGUAUCAUCUGGAGGUCUGAAGGACGCUUUCAUGUUUACUGUGAUGUCGUAGAUGUAACUGUGCUACCUUCAUAGCUACUGAAGGGGAAUGUCCACAUCCGAAGGGAAAUUCAGCA
This is a messenger RNA of Globicephala melas (long-finned pilot whale), 8681 nucleotides long. It is a transcript of the gene RALGAPA2, whose product is annotated as Ral GTPase activating protein catalytic subunit alpha 2. Gene Ontology annotation, molecular function: GTPase activator activity. Lineage: Eukaryota; Metazoa; Chordata; Mammalia; Artiodactyla; Delphinidae. The record is from RefSeq and is a predicted model, not a curated record. Gene Ontology annotation, biological process: regulation of small GTPase mediated signal transduction; positive regulation of GTPase activity. Gene Ontology annotation, cellular component: nucleus; cytoplasm.